AAAAGUAACAGGAAAAAAAGGAAAACAGAGUUUCACUUACAGAAAUGGGUGAUGGUUCAUCGCGUCUUCUUGAUCAAACAUUUGUUGAUCGGUUACGGAAGAUGUUUGAUAUUUCGGAUCCUCGUUGCCUUCUUCCUAAAGUAUUUUUUGGUAUAUCAACUAAGGAAGCUGUUGAUCUUGCUUUGAAUCCUGAGCGUUCAGACGUUUCUAAAGAGAUUCUCCUUGCUGCAAAGAAAAUAAGAGCUGCUAACGUUCAUCCUGACACCAACCAAAUAAUCUUCCCAGCUUUCAGGAUGUGCGGUUACGCGUUAUUUAACGCUCCCAUUACUUGUGGAAUGCUUAUUCCAGGGCAAUCCUUAUUAAAGCGUAUUUUUUGGCAAGCUCUCAAUCAGACUCAUAACGCGGCUAUUAACUACUCUAAUCGUAACGCAUCUCAAGAGACGUCCAUGGCCACGGUUCUUCAGGGCUACUUAGGCGCCCUUAUUAGUUCUGUGAGUAUAGUAGUUGGCCUAGGCGAAACAGUAAAGCGGUUGAAAUUCUCAGCAAAAACGAAAAAUGUGCUAAGCAGGUUCAUCCCGUUUCCUGCUGUUUCUGUUGCUGCUGUCUGUAACCUCGUUCUCAUGAGAAAAGCUGAACUGAAGACGGGGAUCGACCUCUACGAUGAAAGUGGAAAGCUUUACGGGAAUUCCCGAGUUGCUGCUGCGGAGGGGCUCUGGGCCACUGCGCUUACGAGAGUCGCCUUGUGCCUGCCAACUCUGUUGGUCCCUCCUGUCGUUAUGCUGGCCUUAGAAAAAGGAGUGCUGAAGCGGCGCCCCCACUGGCAGAUCCCCGUGCAGAAUAUAGUGUGCGCAGUAUCGUUUCUCGUGGGUCUUCCGUUUGCAAUAGCUUUGUUUCCGCAGGAGGGCUCUAUUGAGGCUAGAAAACUUGAAAAAGAAUUUCAAGGCUUAAAAAUUUUAGAUAAGCCCGUCACUCGGUUUUAUUAUAAUAAAGGUCUAUAAGCGCUAUUUUAUAACAUAAAACAGCUUUGAAGUACGGUGAAACUCCCUUUUUUUAUUUAUAAGAUU
Zophobas morio is the source of this 1064-nucleotide messenger RNA. Its product is annotated as sideroflexin-5-like. Gene Ontology annotation, cellular component: mitochondrial inner membrane. Gene Ontology annotation, biological process: mitochondrial transmembrane transport; monoatomic ion transport. Gene Ontology annotation, molecular function: monoatomic ion transmembrane transporter activity. Lineage: Eukaryota; Metazoa; Arthropoda; Insecta; Coleoptera; Tenebrionidae. The record is from RefSeq and is a predicted model, not a curated record. Bases 45 to 998 code for a protein of 317 amino acids. The transcript is spliced from 11 exons.